Pyrus x bretschneideri (Chinese white pear) is the source of this 1114-nucleotide messenger RNA. Its product is annotated as cystinosin homolog. The record is from RefSeq and is a predicted model, not a curated record. NCBI's taxonomy places the organism in Eukaryota, Viridiplantae, Streptophyta, Magnoliopsida, Rosales, Rosaceae. Gene Ontology annotation, biological process: L-cystine transport. The transcript has 8 exons. The coding region runs from base 129 to 953 and encodes 274 amino acids. Gene Ontology annotation, molecular function: L-cystine transmembrane transporter activity. Gene Ontology annotation, cellular component: vacuolar membrane.
UGCAAAUUCUCACUCUCGCUCUCUCCGCGCGUUUUCAAUCGGACAAAAUUUAAGACUGCUCGGAAUCCUCCGGCCGCCGGCCGAGUGGUAAAUCGGGAGGUGAGAUAGAGAAAGUGGGGGAGGAAGAAAUGGCGUCGUGGAAUUCGAUUCCGCUGGAAGUCGCGUACCAAGUGCUGGGAUGGACGGCGUUCGUGAGUUGGUCCUUCAGCUUCUACCCGCAAGUCAUCUUGAAUUUCCGCCGGAAAAGUGUUGUGGGAUUGAGCAUCGAUUUCGUGGUGCUGAAUUUGACGAAGCACUUGUCCUAUCUCAUCUACAACGCCACUCUUUACUUCAGCUCCGUCGUUCAGAAGCAGUACUUUGAAAAGUACGGCCAAGGACAGAUGAUACCUGUGGCAGCAAAUGAUGUUGCUUUCUCUGCCCAUGCUGUUUUGUUGACAUCAAUUACUCUGUUCCAAAUUGCUAUCUAUGAACGCGGAAGCCAGAAGGUAUCCAAGAUUGCCAUAGGAAUUGUGCUCGCGGUGUGGUUAGGUGCCGCAGUUUGUUUUUUCGUAGCUUUGCCAACCCGUUCAUGGCUUUGGCUAAUUAACAUUUUCAGCUUGAUUCAAGUUUUCAUGACGGUCAUCAAAUAUACUCCCCAGGCAUUCAUGAACUUCAUGAGGAAGAGCACAGAUGGAUUAAGCAUUGGCUACUUUUCACUUGAUUUUUCUGGAGGAGUCACAAAUUAUGCCCAAAUGGCUGUGCAGUCUAUAGAUCAAGAUUCGUGGGUGAACUUUUAUGGAAACAUGGGGAAGAUGCUGCUAUCUAUGAUAUCUGUGUCGUUUGACAUUCUUUUCAUGUGUCAACGUUUCCUGCUCUAUCCUUCCGCCAAAGCGCUGAUCCCUCCGAAACUCAGUAAGAAGAGCUCAGAGCCGCUGCUCCAAUCUUCCGAUCACGCAGUCCGUGAAGACGUAUAGAUCUUCGCCUGGCUUGAUGUCAAGAUGUACAUGAUAUUAGCACACAUCAACUGUAAACAUUGGUCCCCGUUUGUACAUUGUUCCGGCCAAAAGAAGGGUUACCUUUUGUGUUUCAGCUGCAUGUUUGUAAAGAAACGAGAGUUAACGAAAUUGCGCUAGUA